CAUCAUUCACGGCGCAACAAAGAGUAUCGAUAUUCUUUUGAUCGGGUCUUGGACGAACAAACAUCACAGCAGCAACUUUUCGAGGUGUCAUCUAAACCACUUAUUGACUAUGUUCUUGAUGGAUACAAUGCCACAGUGUUUGCAUAUGGAGCUACUGGAUGUGGUAAAACACAUACCAUCACUGGAUCACAGUCAGAUCCAGGAAUUAUUCCAAAAACGGUCCAAGAACUCUUCUCUCGACUAAAAACUCUCGAGUCUGAUAUGAAUUACACCACCGACGCAUCUAUUUCGUAUCUAGAAGUAUACAAUGAAACCAUCAAGGAUUUGCUCUCUCCAGGCCCACCAUUAGAUCUACGUGAAGACAAUUCCCGUGUUAUUGUGGCUGGGUUAUCAGAGCAUACACCUGCUACAAUCAAUCAGGUCAUGGAUCUACUUUUGCGUGGAAAUGAACAUCGCACAAAAGCCCCUACUCUGGCAAACGCAGUUAGUUCUCGUUCGCAUGCAGUGCUCCAAAUUCAUCUGCGCUAUAGAGAUAAGUCUCCAUCUGGAGUGGCUACCGUUAAAGUAUCCACUCUUAGCAUCAUUGAUUUGGCUGGAAGUGAGCGUGCAUCAGUAACUAAAAACACUGGAGAUAGGCUGUUGGAAGGUGCAAAUAUCAAUCGAUCAUUGCUGUCGCUUGGAAACUGCAUUAAUGCUCUUUGCUCAGAUCGUCCAAACCACAUUCCGUAUCGUGACUCUAAACUUACACGGCUUCUUAAAUUCUCACUAGGUGGCAAUUGCAAGGUAGUCAUGAUUGCCAACAUAAGCCCAGCCACAAUCCACUAUGAGGAAACUCAUAAUACUCUCAAAUAUGCCAAUCGUGCCAAGAAUAUU
This is a messenger RNA of Batrachochytrium dendrobatidis JAM81, 873 nucleotides long. RefSeq lists its product as uncharacterized. Gene Ontology annotation, molecular function: ATP binding; microtubule motor activity; microtubule binding. Gene Ontology annotation, biological process: microtubule-based movement. Lineage: Eukaryota; Fungi; Chytridiomycota; Chytridiomycetes; Rhizophydiales. The record is from RefSeq and is a predicted model, not a curated record. The transcript is spliced from 3 exons. The annotation marks the transcript as partial.